GCGCCGUACCCUCUCUCAGAUCCCUACCCGCAGUGCCGCAUACCGGCAUCGGAAAAAGCGCCCGAAGCCCCGGAGCAUCCAAUGCAGCUCUCCUUCGCUUGAUGAAACUAACCCACCCCCAUAUUGCGCUACAAAUAGCCCUUGUGAAGAGAGUCGGGGCCACCGAUAUCCUAGUCGCUUACAAGUUCUCAGUGCUCGCAGCGGGUUUGUUGUCUGAAUCUCAUCUGACCUGUGACCUGUCAGCUUCAAGGUCCCGCGAGAUAUGCGCCGGAUUUCCUCCAGGAAACGCGAGAGGAACCAGAUAACUUGACCACAGACACGAUGGCGGCACUGAUCCGUGGCAGAAACACAGUCAUUCUUUCGUGUUCGGGAGAACACGUCGAUGAAGGCUCGAAGCCCGAUCGUCCCCCGAUCGUCUGGACUACACGUGCGGAUACAACGGCCCUUCGCUUUUAGCUUAGUUCCGUUAUUAUCUCCUACGAAACCAUGUCUUUACAAUUACUGAUUUCGUGCUGUCAGACUCCCUCUCCGAGCCACCUCACUUGGAAGGAAUGGUUGAAAGAUUGUUUAACGAUUAGCCAUGCUACAAUGGUCCCACUUUCCUUAUCAAUUUAGUAGGCAUUGUCGAUGUCUUCAAUUGCAUCCCUCUUCGAAAAUAAC
Molecule: messenger RNA, 660 nt
Organism: Colletotrichum godetiae
Lineage: Eukaryota; Fungi; Ascomycota; Sordariomycetes; Glomerellales; Glomerellaceae
Exons: 1
Coding region: 102-305 (67 amino acids)
Source: RefSeq, a predicted model, not a curated record